Toxotes jaculatrix (banded archerfish) is the source of this 2449-nucleotide messenger RNA. RefSeq names its product methionine aminopeptidase 2-like. The transcript is spliced from 11 exons. Gene Ontology annotation, molecular function: metalloaminopeptidase activity. The record is from RefSeq and is a predicted model, not a curated record. Gene Ontology annotation, biological process: proteolysis. NCBI's taxonomy places the organism in Eukaryota, Metazoa, Chordata, Actinopteri, Toxotidae. The coding region runs from base 1 to 1464 and encodes 487 amino acids.
AUGCGUCACUUCAUCUCUCAGUCGCUGAUCAUGGCGGAGCUACAGCUACAGCAUGAAGUGGAACCUCAACUUCUCAAUGGGGACGACUUGAACGAGGAAAGAGAAGAUGCAGAUGCCCCAGAAUCAGUAAAGAAAAAGAGAAGAAAGAAGAAGAGGAGCAAGACCACCGCACCAGCAGGGACAAAUGAGGCUGAGGGGGGUGGAGAAGCCGGAGGUGUUGGUGAUAUGACAAAACAGUUGGAGCUGCAAACACUGGAGGACAAAGAGAGGGAGGAAGAUGGAGAAGAAGAUGGGGAUGAGGGAGAGAACUCAGCUGGAAAAAAGAAGAAGAAGAAGAAAAAGAAGAAAGGAUUAAAGGGACAGACUGACCCUCCCUCAGUCCCUAUUUGUGAGCUGUAUCCCAAUGGAGACUUUCCAAAGGGAGAGGAAUGUGAAUAUCCCCCAUCAAAAGACGGGCGCAGUGCAGCGUGGCGGACCACCAGCGAGGAGAAGCGGGCGCUGGAAAUGGCCAAUGAGGAGAUGUGGAGUGAUUUCAGGCAGGCGGCCGAGGCACACCGACAAGUACGUUCAUAUGUCAUGAGCUGGAUCAAACCGGGGAUGGCCAUGAUUGACAUCUGUGAGAAGCUAGAGGACUGCUCCAGGAAGCUCAUCAAAGAAAAUGGGCUAAGGGCUGGCCUGGCCUUCCCCACCGGCUGCUCCAUCAACCACUGUGCUGCGCACUACACCCCAAAUGCAGGAGACCCCACCGUCCUGCGCUACGACGACGUCUGCAAAAUUGACUUUGGAACGCACAUCAACGGUCGAAUAAUAGACUGUGCCUUCACCGUCACUUUCAAUCCAAAGUAUGACCGGCUGCUGGAGGCUGUGAGAGAUGCAACAAACACCGGCAUCAGGUUUGCAGGAAUCGAUGUGCGCCUGUGCGACGUCGGUGAGACUAUUCAGGAGGUCAUGGAGUCUUAUGAAGUGGAGAUAGAUGGGAAAACAUAUCAAGUGAAGCCAAUCAGGAACCUCAAUGGCCACUCUAUUGGACAGUACAGGAUACACUCAGGGAAGACAGUCCCUAUUGUUAAAGGUGGAGAGGCCACAAGGAUGGAGGAAGGUGAAGCUUAUGCCAUUGAGACAUUCGGCAGUACGGGAAGAGGCGCAGUCCACGAUGACAUGGAGUGCUCACACUACAUGAAAAACUUCAAUGUCGGACACGUGCCAAUAAGACUUCCAAGGGCUAAACAUCUGCUGAAUGUGAUCAAUGAGAACUUUGGCACCUUGGCAUUCUGCCGCCGCUGGUUAGACCGCCUGGGCGAAAGCAAGUACCUGAUGGCGUUGAAGAAUCUGUGUGACCUUGGCAUCAUAGACCCCUACCCACCUCUCUGCGACAUCAAGGGCAGCUACACUGCCCAGUACGAGCACACCAUCCUACUCAGGCCCACCUGCAAGGAGGUAGUGAGCCGAGGAGAUGACUACUAAGCAUGUGCCAUAAGUCAAGGCGAGGCAGGAGGAGCAUGACAGCUCAGAGACAACAAACCUCUUCAGACUGACAGCAAUUAUGCAAUAUUUCUCUGAUAUAAAUUUCCCCCGCUUGAGUACCUUUAGGUAAUUAUUAGCAAGAGCAAAAGACUUGUCAUGGCGGUAGCUUAACAGUAUUUUUUUUUUUCCCCAAAAGUUUAAGCCUGUAGAGGGUAUAUCUUUAAGAAAUGUAGUAUUGUCAUUUUAGUUAUAUUUUGAUGUGUUGCUUUUAAGAAAUAUGCAAAAAAAAAUUAUAUAUGCAAGAGAACCAUGCAAAAAAAGGUUUGGUGAAGACUUCACCUAAAAUGCUGUGCUUCAUUCAUUUAUAGAAAUAUUUAUAUUUCUAUAUUUCUUUGCUAUAUUUUAAUUUGAGGCGGUUUUUAUAAGAAUUAAAUUGUUAUAACUCUUGCACUGAAUGCUGUCCAUAUUUAUAGAACUCAAACAGCUUAACAUACUCAGUUACAGUAACAGUAACAGCAUACACUCAGUUGUCAGCUUACUAGGUACACCUCGCAAAAACUGGGGCAAUCUAAUCCAGCAGUUCUUCAUGAAGAUUAGAAUAUUAGUUUUAGAGGUUGAUUGAUUAUUUUGGAGGAUACAAUUUGUUCUGCUGUUGAAUGGCAGGUGUUUGUUAUCAGUGAGGGCAGGCUAAAUAACAGAAACACCUCCCUGUAUAAUGCAGUACAGUUCAACAACACCUCAGACUACAUCCUCCAAAAAAAGUUCAAUCAGUCUGUCUAAAACAGUUGGGAGAAAAACUGAAGGUGGGACUGUUGUAUUAAGCCCCAUUAGUUUUAUCUAGUUGUACCUAAUAAAGUGGAAAUUCAGUGUGUAUGAAGAUGUAGAAAUUUUUAACCAUGUAGACAUGUAUUUCUCUGUUUUAACCAAAGGAGGGCGGUACUAAAACAUGGGUCAAACAUCAGUGGGCCACCUCUACCAAUAAAGA